Amaranthus tricolor (Joseph's coat) is the source of this 2319-nucleotide messenger RNA. Its product is annotated as probable cinnamyl alcohol dehydrogenase. The transcript has 5 exons. Lineage: Eukaryota; Viridiplantae; Streptophyta; Magnoliopsida; Caryophyllales; Amaranthaceae. The record is from RefSeq and is a predicted model, not a curated record. Gene Ontology annotation, molecular function: cinnamyl-alcohol dehydrogenase activity; zinc ion binding. Bases 1033 to 2106 code for a protein of 357 amino acids. Gene Ontology annotation, biological process: lignin biosynthetic process.
GAAACUCAACGUUUUGAUAGUUCCUAAUCUCCUAUCAAGAAUUCUACCUUUAGAAUUUAAGGUCUUAUGAUUAAUCAUUAUAUUUCCCAAUCUACUUUUUGGGUUAUGGUCAUAAUUCUCAGUCUAAUAUCCCUCACAAAGUCAAAGUCUGAGGAAGAUAUAGCGAAUAGAUUAAUAUUCGUACCCUUUGAGGGAGAGAGAAGGAAAUGUUUAUGUAUUCAUUUAAUCUCGAAUCUACUCUUCUCUUAACCAAAAUAGAUGGUUACGUAAGUUUUUUUUUUUAGUGGAAAGGUUAUAAAUUGUAAAUUAUAACGCAGUAUAAAUCUUGCAUCAACUAACACUCCAAGUGACCCCAAUUUGCUAAAUACUAUAUAGAGUUUUGGAUAAAAUCAGAGAGAGAAAAAUGAAAUCUAAAGUCAAAAUAGCAUUAACUUACCUCUCAUUACAAUAUAAAACUUUACAAAGUGCAAGCUGCUUACUUAUUUAAUCCAUUAUUGUGGUCUCUUGUUCUCUCUCAAUUUAUUGAAUUUUUCAUUUUAAUUUGUCUUAAUUUACUCUAAUUUUAAACCGAUUAUAAAUUUUUGAUUUUCACCAAAACUUGGUCAAGACCGUCUCAAAUUGAGACUAAGAGUGGGUCGGCUCAAUUCGCGUGUAUAAUAACAUCACACAUUUUUUCUUAUUUGUUUUAUUUUCUGAUAAUUUAUCAAUUUUGACCUUAAAGAUAUCAAUAUCAACGUAAAGUAAUACUUGAAGUUGGCCGGUAUUUUAGGAAAAUUUGUGGGAAUACUUUUCAUUUAGUUGUGAUAGUUGUUGGUGAGUGAGUCACACCAACGACCAAACUUAGAAGCCAAAAAACAGACAAAAAACAAAAAGUAGGGAGUGAACAAUACUCUAAUCCAUCAUUUCUUAUAAUUUAUAAAUAUACACUUGUAUUGUAUUCCCACUAAAUAAUUCAUCCAUUCCCAUACUUCCUAUCCUUAACCCAAAUACCUCAAUUCAACUGAAAAAUCUGAAAUAAAAAAGAAAUAUUUCAUGGGUAGCCAAGAAUCUGGAAGAAUCAUAACUGGUUGGGCUGCUAAAGACUCAUCUGGCCAUCUUUCCCCUUACUCCUACUCUCUCAGAGAAACAGGGGCAGAAGAUGUAUACAUAAAGGUGUUAUCGUGUGGAAUUUGUCAUACUGAUCUUCAUCAAGCCAAGAAUGACCUUGGAAUGUCUCGCUACCCCAUGGUCCCUGGGCAUGAAGUGGUUGGUGAAGUGGUGGAGGUAGGAUCAAAUGUGAGCAAAUUCAAAGUAGGAGACCGUGUCGGAGUCGGGGUGAUCGUCGGAUGCUGCCGGAACUGCCACCCUUGCAAAUCAGAAGAAGAACAAUAUUGCAACAAGAAGAUUUGGUCUUAUAAUGAUGUCUAUUCUGAUGGCAACCCUACUCAAGGUGGCUUUGCCUCCAACAUGAUUGUUGAUCAAAAAUUUGCGGUGAAGAUACCAGAUGGAAUGGAGCCAGAGCAAGCAGCCCCAUUAUUGUGUGCUGGAUUGACAGUAUACAGCCCACUAAAGCAUUUUGGGCUGAACAAAAGUGGGCUAAGAGGGGGGAUAAUGGGCCUAGGAGGUGUGGGCCAUAUGGGAGUAAAGAUAGCCAAAGCUAUGGGCCAUCAUGUAACAGUUAUAAGCUCAUCUGAGAAGAAGAAAAGGGAAGCAUUGGAUCAUUUGGGUGCUGAUGAGUAUGUGGUAAGCUCAAAUGCUGAGAAAAUGCAAGAGUUGGGUGACUCACUUGACUAUAUAAUUGACACAGUACCAGUUUUUCACCCACUUGAGCCUUACCUUCCUCUUUUGAAGUUGAAUGGGAAGUUAAUAUUAAAUGGUGUCAUCAGUACUCCUUUAACUUUUUUAACUCCUAUGGUUAUGCUUGGUAGAAAGUCCAUAACAGGAAGUUUUAUAGGAAGCAUGAAAGAAGCAGAAGAAAUGCUACAAUUUUGUCAAGAAAAAGGAGUGAAAUCUCAGAUUGAGAUUGUUAAAAUGGAUUACAUCAACCAAGCAAUGGAAAGGCUUGAGAAGAACGACGUUAGAUACCGUUUUGUGGUUGAUGUUGCAGGCAGCAAACUUGAUCAGUAAUUUUCAUGGAUUACUAAGAAGGCUUGAACUGAUCAUUGUGUUUUGAUCUUUGUUUUUCUAUCUGUUGUUUAAAAAUUAAAUUGUUUUGUUUGUUUGUGUGUAAACUCAAAACUUAAUUCUUCUCAAGAUGAUUUAAAUCUGUGAGCGAUGUGGAAUGUGCAAGAAGAAAAGCAGAGUACUAGGAAAUAAAUAAAGGUCUUUCCAUUAAUAAAA